Molecule: messenger RNA, 993 nt
Organism: Spea bombifrons (plains spadefoot toad)
Lineage: Eukaryota; Metazoa; Chordata; Amphibia; Anura; Pelobatidae
Product: splicing factor 3B subunit 4-like
Exons: 6
Coding region: 212-670 (152 amino acids)
Source: RefSeq, a predicted model, not a curated record
UGCCAUAGGAACGAUGACGUCACGCCCAUAGUACGCUGACGACCUCCUGCCAGGACCGAGGAAUCCCACCCAAUCAGCCGCCAGAGGGCUUGUCAUUGCGCCUCAGCGACCGUAGGCGGGAUUACCGGCCAUCUGCACGGGCAGCCAUUACAGCUCCGGUUAUCUGCAAGUUGGUGUCAGGCCUGUCCGUAUCUGAGAAGCAGACCAGAAGAUGCCAAUGGAUCGACUUGAAGCUGGGCCAGAAGUUAGGAAAUUUAGGGGAAGAGGAAACCGCGGUAGAGGCAGCUACAUAUCCAGAGGUGACCGCGGCAUGAAGGGGCAAAUGUCUAUAGGCAGAGAGAAGUUCAGAGACAAAUCAAUGAAUGGAGUUGUACCUUUAAGACGUGGCAUGGGACGGAUGCAUCCAUACCAGGAUCCUCGGGGGCGUGGAGGAGCUAGAGGCCAACACCCAGGAUAUUUGCCACCCCAUCCUGAAAUAGAAAUGAGUGAACCCUUCCCACCUCCUCCCCCACUUCCGCGGUUCAGUAUGAGAAUACGUGGACACCCUCCUCCUCUACCGCCCGGGCGGAUGGGUUUCCGAGGCAUGCCACCACCUCCACGAGGCCGGGGUAUCUUGCCGCCUCCACCACCACAGAGAGGUCCAUUUCCUCACCCACGAAGGGUAACAUAGUCACCCUUUGAAGCCAUUUGAAGAUGGUAUGCAGACCAUUGAAGAACUUGCAACAGUCCUUUUUGUGAGGUGAGAGUAUUUAAAAAUAUACAUAUAUUUUACCCUACAAAUGGGACCUCCGCCUCAAACAGGUAAGUCUUAGAGCGUUUAUGGCUAAAACAUACGCGCUUUCAUAUGACUUGAUGCCCUAUCGCACUUUCACUGUUUGAAUGCCAGUGCUCCCUGCUCUGCGCUGACUUCUGCAUGCCGUGUUUAAAAUUUUACGCAGACCGAGGUUAAUUAAGAAUGAAUAUAAAUAAGCAGGGGAAGAUUUUCUUUGAGCC